Poecilia reticulata (guppy) is the source of this 3333-nucleotide messenger RNA. RefSeq names its product inhibitory synaptic factor 1 (gene insyn1). Lineage: Eukaryota; Metazoa; Chordata; Actinopteri; Cyprinodontiformes; Poeciliidae. Gene Ontology annotation, cellular component: postsynaptic density. The record is from RefSeq and is a predicted model, not a curated record. Gene Ontology annotation, biological process: inhibitory postsynaptic potential.
AUGUCCCUCAGCAGAGCUCCGGCCCGGGACACCUCUGAGACCCCCAGCCCGAGAGAACGCAUCCGCAGCCACAUGAAGAUGGUGAUCGACCAGCUGGAAGGCAUUCUCAAGGAGCUCAAGGAUGUGGCCAAGGAACUCCGGGAGGUGGUGGGUCAAAUCGACAAAUUAACGUCUGACUUCGACUUUGACCUGGAGCCGGAUGAUUGGACGGUGGCCACAGCCAGCAGCACAUCCAGCAGUGAGCGGGGUUUGGGAGAAGCCUUCAGGCUGGACUUUCUCAACGCAGAUGUGCUCUCCGACAGCUGGGAGUUCUGCAGUUACCUGGAGGCCGCCGGCGCGGCCGCCCGCAGAUCCAGCGAACAGCCGGGCGAUCUACGACAGGACCUGGGUCAAGGAACUAUCCCGACCCAGACCCAGACCCCCACCCCGCCCCCCACCACUGCCUCGGUCUACUCCCAGAUGAAUGGCGGGCUUCCGAUCCCCAAUGGGCCACGCAUCAUUACUCCGGACUCCUCCAGUGAGGAGGCCAGCAGCUCCACGCACAGCCAAAAGACCUCGCGCACCUCUGGCACGCGGGAAAGAGUCCGCUUCAGCGACAAGAUUCUUUAUCACGCGUUGUGCUGCGACGACGAUGAAGAGGAGGAGCAGGAGGAGCUACGGGAGGACAAGAGCGGUUGUGCCACACCAGACAGCGACACAGAGCCGGGUCUCCUGGGCAGCUCAGUCGCUCCCAAGCGUUCUUCCUCUGAGCACUCGCUCCUAUAUAACUGUCUGGACCCUUCCUAUGGCUCCUCGCCGGUGAAGGCGAUGACGGGAGCCCACACGCUACCCAGGAAAGGUCUCUUAAAUCCCGGCUGCCGCAAAAAACUCUUAAGAAAUAGCAGCACACAAACUGUCUCUGACAAGAGCACUCAAACUGUACUGCCCUAUAUUCCAACCAAACAGAAAGCAAAGGACCACUGAGGAAGCAGGCAAAUCUCAUGAAGAGAACUGUGCAUUAUUUAAUAUUAAAUACAUAGCUCAUAGAUUAAUACACAAAUAAAUAAAUUACUAAAUAAAUAAAUGAUAUAUGGGAAAUCACUUGACUACCCAAACUCAUUCUGUGGCUCAGGGAACACAAACAGAAAUCAUUUAAAAUACAAUGUAAAGUCUAAAGAAGUCUAUCCAUACUCAGGUUAAAACUAUAAUGAAGGGACCCACGGUGGGGGAAAUUAUUAUUUUUGAUCUAUUGCUGAAUUUGGUUUUCAAUUUAGUGAAAUACGAAUUUGGUCCUGAAGCAAAACAUGACUUAAUACUUGGUGGUGAUUCUUAAGUAGCACUGUGUUAUUGGUGACCAGAUUCACAGACAUUUCAGGAGGGUUUUUUGUCUACGCCACUUAAAAUACUCUACAAAUCCUGAAAGUUUUGAGGCUUUUAUCUUGACAACUCAAAGUGUCUGUUCCUUCAAAAUUUCACGCUGUCAUUUCUAAAGGGAUUAACAUCUAAACUCUGGUUGGAUCUUAAAUUUUUCUGUAGAACUUUAAUGUGUUGCUUCUCAUGCUGCAUUCAGGUUACGAAGGAAGUGGGAACUCUGAGCUGGGUUUGAAGUCAGACCUAAGGUACCAGCAUUCUGGUUGAGAAGUCGGAAUUUCAACAUGGCCGCAAACAUUGCUUGCAAUAGGUCUUGCAAACAUUGUUUCAUUUGCUUUACUUUCCAUAAGCAAACAUCACUUUUCGUUUUUCAGAUUAGAGUUACAGGUGUUACAUGUAACAUUGGUUUUAGACACACUUUUGCAUGUGUGUCUCGUAAAAUAAACAGGUUUCCACAGAUUCUUACUCCAGUUAAUGUGAGCAGCGGCCAUAUUGAAACACGAAGUCCGCCUAACAAGUCGUAACUGAGGACAGUCAAAAUUAUUCCUAUGUUUCCCAGUGGGGAAUCCAACUUCAGAGGGCAUUCCCAUAAAUUUUUCUGGACUAAAACUGGAACUCACCAUUAAGCCACUCCCAUGUGUUUUCUACCCCACGUUGUGAGAUCUUGCAUGGAGCUCUAAAGUUGGGCCAACCUACUUUUAUUUUGCAUCUCUUCUGUUUUAAAGUUGUUGGACCAGCAGGGUCCUCUUUUUCACCAAGCUUCUUGCCAAUGAAUGUGGGAAAUCCACAAGACAUCGUUUGACUGCUCUUUGGUCUGGACCAUGACGGUGGAAAGUGUUCAAUAGAAGUGGUGGAUUGUAUGCAGUAUUGGAUGUAGUUUUAACACAGUACGAGUCCAAACCAUUAAUUUCUUGGUAAGGAGAUAAACUGACAAAUUCAGCAGAAGAUCAAAUAAUUCUUUACCCCACUACAUUAAGCUGAAGAGAGAUAUCUCAAAAAUCUUUCCCCCUUGUCACACAAUUGAAGGAGUCACAAGGAGAGAAAAAAAAAAGCAAAGGUUUGUCUAUCAUGUGUAAACAAAACGCCACUCAUUCUGUACCCUAAAUCUGUAUAAACAUUGGCUUUUUUCAUGUUCUGGUAAUUUCAAAUGUCAGGAGGAUUAUUGCUUCCAGGAGGGAAAUGUCUCUAGAUGCAUGUGUCAAGGCGCUUCCUCCUCUCUUUGAUGUCAACAAACGACUCUGAGCGUAGAGUCAGAAAAACAACACCAUUUACCUUCGGUUUCAUAAACCAUCUCAUUGUGAUCGCUCCUUGGUCUGCCGUGGAGCCUGAAACGUAUGAGUGACAGGCAGCAAAACAGAUACACAGGCACUUCGGAAGUAGCGCUCCACAAAAGUGACAUUUCAAUUUUUGUCCUUCGAUGUGCCUGCUAGCGGCGACACUCGAUGUAGAAGCGGAGCUAAAUAGCAAUUGGGUGGAUGAGGGGUUUUGGUGGUGGGGUGCGGGGGGAACAAGCGCUAAAGGUUUUGUCUCUUCAUUCAGUGGCCCAGCGGGGAAUUGAACUUGGUAGAGCAGCAUUUUAUUCACAGGGCCAGCGCCAAUAGCCGUUCCUGAUCAAUAUGUUAGAGGGAGGUUGCAGUGAGAGGUCUCUUUGCUGAGCGUGCAAGCCACUCUCCUGGGAUCUGUGAACAAAAACUCACAGUCAGAUCUAUUUACUUACACUGAGCAGAACAAAAAUUAGAAUUGUAGCCCUAAAGAACUGACAUUUCAAAAAGUGUGGGUCCAGGAGCGGGAGCCGGUGGCUGAAGAAAAGAGUGUUCUCGCUCAAUGAUUUCUCUUUACUUUAUUAUUUUUUUCCCCCCGAUUUUUUUAUUUAUUUGCUUUCCCCACACACCGAUGUUCUACCCUGGGAAACAGUUUUGUGAGUGUGGUCCUCACACCCCUGUGUUUUCAGUAUUGAAAAGAAAAGUAAAAUGUUGAAAUCUU